UGAUUCCUUUCAGCUGGCUUUUGCCCAGCUUGCAAACACGUGGUUCCACUUUUUUCUUCUCAACGCAACCCCUAAACACGCCCUCUCUCUCUCUCUCUCUCUCUCUCUGAUAAUCUCAUUUUCUCUUUGCCUGCUUGCUUGCUGCUCUUCUUCUUCCUUCACUUCUUAGACGUAGACGGACAAAUUAAGCUCCAUUUUCGUUUCCAGUUCUGAAUCUCUCUUCUUCGUCCCCUUAAUUUCCCCCCGGCCGCCAUGGGUGCCCAGGUCUAUGGCGUCUUCAAUCUCCUUCUCCUCCUCUUCUUCCUUCCCUUCUCCCUUGCCGCAUUGCCCGCCACGCCCACCAUCAACUCCAACUCCGUUCUCGUCGCCCUCCUCGACUCCCAUUACACUGAGCUCGCCGAGCUCGUCGAGAAGGCUCUUCUUCUCCCCGACCUCGAGGCCGCCUUGACCCGCCACAAUGUCACCAUCUUCGCGCCCAAGAACGAGGCCCUCGAGCGCGAGCUCGACCCCGAGUUCAAGCGCUUCCUUCUGGAGCCCCGCAAUCUGAGGUCUCUGCAGACGCUUCUUCUCUUCCACAUGAUUCCCACUCGGAUUGAGUCCCCCGGGUUGCCUGGCUCGCCGGCUGAGUCGUCUCGGCAUGUGACCCUGUCCAGAGAUCACGUGACCUUGGCCGGGAAGGAGUCUGGCGAGAUUGUCGUCGAUUUGGCCAAGGUUGUUCGCCCCAACGACGUCGUUCGCCCGGACGGGGUUAUCCACGGGAUCGAGAGGCUGCUGAUUCCGAGAUCGGUGCAGGAGGACUUUAAUCGCCGGAGGAGUCUCCAGUCGAUCUCGGCCGUUCUGCCAGAGGGAGCACCGGAGGUGGACCCGAGGACUAACCGACUGAAGAAGCCCGCGCCGGUUCCCGCCGGCGCCCCUCCGGUUCUGCCGAUUUUUGAUGCGAUGGCUCCGGGGCCGUCUCUUGCUCCGGCGCCGGCGCCGGGACCGGGAGGCCCUCGCCACCACUUUGACGGCGAGAGCCAGGUCAAGGACUUCAUCCAGACGCUUCUACAUUACGGUGGAUACAACGAAUUGGCCGACAUUCUGGUGAACUUGACGUCGCUCGCGACGGAGAUGGGCCGGCUGGUGUCGGAGGGCUAUGUCUUGACGGUUCUGGCUCCCAACGACGAGGCCAUGGCGAAGCUGACCACCGACCAGCUGAGCGAGCCGGGCGCGCCGGAGCAAAUCGUGUACUACCACCUCAUCCCGGAAUACCAGACGGAGGAGAGCAUGUAUAACGCCGUCCGGCGGUUUGGGAAAGUCCGAUACGAUACUCUCCGGCUGCCGCACAAGGUUACCGCCGAGGAAGCCGACGGGUCGGUCAAGUUCGGGCAGGGCGAUGGCUCGGCGUAUUUGUUCGAUCCCGAUAUCUAUACCGAUGGGAGGAUUUCGGUGCAGGGCAUUGAUGGGGUCCUGUUUCCGGUGGUGGAGACGACGGCGGCAACCAAAGUUACGCCUGCAACCGCCAACGCCAAGAUUGUCGCGAAGCAGCGAAGAGGGAAGUUGCUGGAAGUAACUUGCAGAAUGCUGGGGGCUGUUGGGCAAGAUUCCCAUUUCGCUGGCUGUCAAUGAACGUUUACUACUAUUCUCGAGAAAAAUCCUAUAGAAAGAAGCCGCAAACACAAUAGUGAAAAAGGGACGAUCAUGUCCAUUCCACAGCCCAGCUAGAGGGAGGGAGCCUUUCUUUCCUCGCAAAAUCUACAGAAGAGAAAGCUUUCUUUUGCCAUUUUGUGACAAGUACUGUAAUUACAUACGUUUAUAUCUUUCAUGUAUUUACCUGUUUUGCCAGACACUUUUAUGCACAUAAGAAUGAUCGUUGGAGAAUGCUUUUUAAUCACACGAUUGAUUGGUGCCUCUUUUCUGCCCUUUUGUGGAACAUAACUUGUGAGUCAAAUAUACCUUUCCCCCAAUGUCGUUCUUUUA
This is a messenger RNA of Diospyros lotus (date-plum), 1959 nucleotides long. RefSeq names its product fasciclin-like arabinogalactan protein 16. Lineage: Eukaryota; Viridiplantae; Streptophyta; Magnoliopsida; Ericales; Ebenaceae. The coding region runs from base 253 to 1608 and encodes 451 amino acids. The transcript has 3 exons. The record is from RefSeq and is a predicted model, not a curated record.